CCAGCACCAGCACCAGCACCAGGAGCCUUGGGAAAUUGGGAGGCACCUCCCCGCGAUAACGAUAAACCUUAACCUUCAGAGCUCCCUCCCAUGGUCUGGGCGCUCUACUUCCCACCUCGAACCUGGACCUAUGCAUCACCACCAUCUUUUCCAGAAUGGCUGGGGAAAAUGCGGCUCAGCAGAAUCUCUACCAGUAUCAAUUGGGUGGUUCGAGUUCGAGUUCGCAGCCAAAUCCCCCAGGUCCCAGUCUUCGUCUUCCAGUUGGGGGUGGUCCUGCUGGUGCUCCUCCGGAACGAGAACGCGCUCCCAAGUCGUCUAGCCAAAUCCCAUUCCUAGAGCGUUUGCGCGCACUACCAGAGGUCAGGAGCAUUCCAUGGCGUCCAGGUCAGGAAUUGCCUCGAGAGAAGGCCAUUGAUAGUCCGCGCGUCCAGCAAAGAGGCGCCAUCCUCUUGUCCACCCGAGGCAAUGUCGUGGAAUCAGCCUGCUCGCAUUGCGCUGGAGGCUUUGGUCGAUUUGCGCAAUGUAUAACGCUGGAUCCGUGGUUUCAGGGAGCUUGCUCGACCUGCAUAUUCACUUCGAAGGGCAACAAGUGCAGCUUGCGAUUUCAGACUUCAGGUACGUCGCUUUCAGUGGGUCGGACUCCCUGCUAAUGAUGGUUACAAAGCAGGCACUGCCGAUGGAAGAGCCCUUCGAUAUCAUUCUUCCAAUCCGGAAAUGCUGCAGACUUUCAUGACUUCUCAACCUGUGGCCGAGUCAGCAAAGCCUGCGAGAAAGCGCAAAAGAGCGGCGGCGCCUGCAAAUGCGCAGACUGCGGUUCCUGCAUCAACCUCGGAGUCGAAUUGGCAACACCAGCAGCAGGUGUCUCCUGAUAUGGAUAGACUGAUCCAAGCCGAGAUCGCCAGGGACGAAUCUUCGAUACCACAUCCUCCAGGACCGCAAGGAGAAAAGAGACAGAAACCAGAGUCAUUUCUACCAUCACCUGAAGAUAUGACUAGGGGAAAUCCAAUUCCCGCUGGAGGCCCUCUUCGAGAAAUACAACCACCAUCAGCACCACCACCACCACAAGCUUGGACCGCAGCAAAUAAUCCUCCUAAUUCAACAGCUUCUCAGCCUAUCAAUUACAUUCGACAGAUGUACCAACCACCUAUGCAAAGCGGUCCCUCAGCUGCACUGCCUCCGUCAGCCCCACCACAGAAUGUCCGACAAUCCCCUUCGGUACCUCUCAACAAUCUACCCAGGCCGAAACAACUUCACGUCCUGGGCCUAUUAACUGGACUCCAAGGAAACAUUGACAAUCUACAAAGUCAAUUGAAUACCCUCAAGACGGCCCUGGGAAUCGAUCUAGAUGAAUCGAGCACCACGCACUAAUUAAUCUCUCAUGUAUAAAUCAUUUCCUUUUGUCCUCGGAUCGAUUUAAAAAGAAGCUUCUUGCAGAGGCUGUAUACCCCCAACCCAUUUUUUAAAGUAAUCAUUUCAUUACAUGUAUAGGAGAAGAGAAGGGCGACAGAGACUGUCAUAGAUUUAUGGCAACAGCCUCCCUCGGUUUGGUGUUUUAUUAUUAAUAUUGUUGCUGUCGUUGGAAUUUUUCUACCCUCAUUACUACGAGGAGAAAACCCAACCCAAGCGUUUUGAAAGAAGUCCUACCUAUCCAACCCUCACGGAAAGAGCGAUGCGAUGAUGGAAGAUAGAAGAUGGAAAGAUAUAGUGUAUAAUCGUGUUGUAUAAUGUUGUAUUUUAAUUCUCAAUUGUUGUUGCCUUUCUACAAAUUCGUUUAUCUAGAGCGUGGUGUUUUUCUUCUGUUUAGAAACCCUCCUUUUUUGAUAUAUUGUAUUGUAUGAGUUGGUACCUAGAUGAGGGAAGGGGAGAGGAGCCGCGCUUGUUUACGUAGACUCUAGAGGCUGAAGUGGAAGUGAGUUGGGAUUUCG
Molecule: messenger RNA, 1925 nt
Organism: Hymenoscyphus albidus
Lineage: Eukaryota; Fungi; Ascomycota; Leotiomycetes; Helotiales; Helotiaceae
Source: the annotation of a GenBank genome assembly